AUGGCAGUAUUGACUAUCUCUCCUACUUUUAGAUAUCAGGAUUCUGAUAACGCAAAGGAAUUACUUGCAAACCUCAGCGGUACCGAUAAAGAAAACAGAAGAUGGGUUGCUCGGGAAAUUCAAAGCGUUGAUAUACAAAAUUAUGAAAAGUUAUUAAGUGACAAAACAGUUGUGAAAUAUUUCAGUCUAGAAAGGCCAUGGACGAGUGAUGAAACUAAGGCUCGAUUAAAGAUUUGGGAAAACCGCUAUAAGGAAGGGCAUCCACAUGGAAAUGAAGAGGGCGUUUCUGAAGUAGCAUAUGUGUUAUCUCCUGAAUAUUGGAAUAGAGGUAUUGGUCAAUCAGUUUUAAGUAAAAUUGUUGAUGAUUGGGGCACAGAAGUGC
Messenger RNA from Racocetra persica, 382 nucleotides. Lineage: Eukaryota; Fungi; Glomeromycota; Glomeromycetes; Diversisporales; Gigasporaceae. The record is from the annotation of a GenBank genome assembly.